Molecule: messenger RNA, 912 nt
Organism: Dujonia railenensis
Lineage: Eukaryota; Fungi; Ascomycota; Pichiomycetes; Serinales; Debaryomycetaceae
Source: the annotation of a GenBank genome assembly
AUGUUCGCAGCUUCGUCGCAGAUCUUCUCAAAGAUAAUCACGUUUUGUAAGACGCUCGCGCAGGUUGGGGUGUCGCUCGGGAUGCUCGUGCUUUUGGGGCUUUACACAUACCAAUCAUCCUUGAUCUAUCCUGCACUGUUGAACGAUGGGCAUGGGUACUGUUCCACGCCAGAUGAGUACGACAUGAACUACGAGCUAGUUUCGUUGAAGACUCCGGACGGUGAAACAUUGCAGUGCUAUCUGUUGAAACACGAUCAGCUGUCAUCCGAUUACUCGAACAAAACCAUCUUGAUUCUAUCACCCAAUGCUGGGAACAUAGGGCAUGCGCUUCCCAUAGUUUCGCUCUUCUAUAAACAGUUUGGGUACAAUGUGUUUAUUUACUCCUACAGGGGGUACGGGAAGUCCACAGGAACUCCCUCAGAAAAGGGCUUGAAGGUGGACGCUCAAAGGGUUAUGGAAUACCUAACCACUGAGGACCGCCAGUUCAGCCUGUCCUCCUUGGUGUUGUACUGUAGAUCGCUUGGCGGAGCGGUGGGAAUCUACCUAGCUGCCACCAUGCUGACUUCUAUACAUGGGGUCAUCUUGGAAAACACAUUCCUCUCCAUUAAGAAGACGGUACCGCAUAUCUUUCCUUUCUUGAAGUACUUCACGUCGUUUGUGCAUCAGACCUGGGACCUGGAACUGCUCGUCCCACUCAUUCCAUCCAAGAUCCCUGUGCUCCUCUUGAGCGGGAGAAAGGACGAGAUAGUGCCUCCAUCCCACAUGGACAAGAUCUUCGAGUUGUUGAAGAGCGAUGACAAGGCAAUGCACAAGUUUGAGAACUCCAAGCACAACGAUACGGUGAUGCAACCGGGCUACUGGGUGUUGAUCCAAAACUUCAUAAGGGACAAGAUCAACCCGGUAGGGUACUAG